This is a messenger RNA of Pipistrellus nathusii (Nathusius's pipistrelle), 2139 nucleotides long. The record is from the annotation of a GenBank genome assembly. Lineage: Eukaryota; Metazoa; Chordata; Mammalia; Chiroptera; Vespertilionidae.
AUGUCCCGCCCGGACUCGUGGCUCGGUGAGGUCCAGUGGCUGGCCCUGGUGUCGCUCUUCGUCGUGGCCUUGGGCACGGUGGGCCUGUACCUGGCGCAGUGGGCGCUGGCCGGAGCGCGAGCCCGGCCCGCGCGGCGCGCGGCGCAGCCGGGCGGGGAGGACCGGCGCCCGGAGCCGGAGCCGGAGCCGGACGUGCUGCUCUCCUGGAUCCUGAGGCUGCACAGCUGGCGGAGCCAGUGGCAGGCCGCCUGGGUGGCCGCCCUCAACCAGGAGGCCCGGCGCAGAGGGGGCCCGCUGUCCCUGGCCUUCGACGAGGACCCGCAGCAGCCGCCCCUGGAGCUGGCGGUGCAGCAAGUGUCCAGCACGGCCAGGUCGGCCCAGGAGAAGGUGGUGUCUUGUCGCGUGGUGGGCAAGGCCAUCCAGUUCCUGGUCACCUCGGGGCCCGCCGCGGCCGAGGACGCCGGGCGCCAGCAGUACGGCGUGCGGCUCGCCCCGCUGCACUUACAGCUGGAGCUCCGCAUGAAAGAGGAGAGAGAGGACAUUCCGGUCCGGUGGUCCUUCCUCAGCGUGCCAGAGAUGGCCAUCACCCUCCAGCCCCGAGCGCCGGGGGAGGACCGGGCCGGGGAGGUGAAGGCGAUCUGUGAGACCCUCAAGGACAUUCUGAAGCACCUGGUGAGCUCCGCCUCCCCGUCCGUGGUGCUGAGCUCCAGGCCCGUGGACGUGCGGGAAGCCCAGAAUCUCCAGCACACCACAGCCGCCCCCCAGGACCCCUGCCCCCCCAAACCUCCACGGGCCCACGACCUCAAGUUACUGGUGAAGAACAUCCGGGCCUCGCUGCUCAACGCCCCUGGUGCUCCAGGCCCCGCCAACCUCCACUGCCACGUGCAGCUGAACGACCCCGCCCAGAAGCUCGCCAGCGCCCUCCCGAGACACACUACGGACCUCACCUGGGAAGAAGAAUUCACCUUCGAGUUGAACGCCAAGUCGAAGGAGUUGAGCCUGCAGAUCUCGGAGGACAGGCCGUCCGCAGAAGCCCCGCUGGCCACGGCCACCGUCCCUCUGGAUCUGUUCAGGAAGCAGCCUUCCGGGCCGCAGAGCUUCGUGCUGUCCCGCGGGCCCUCGGUGGACGGCGCGGCCCUGGGCUCGGUCACCGCUGAGUUCUGUUACGUGGAACCCGCAGAGGCCAAGUCCUGGCACACGCCCCCGCCGGUGCCCGCCGCCAAGGUGGAGAAGGACCGCACGGUGAUGCCCUGCGGGACCGUGGUCACCACCGUCACCGCCGUGAAGAGCAAGCCGCGCCUGGACGCCGGGAGGGCGUCCCCGCUGAGCUCGGAGUCUCCGCUGCGGACGCCCGUCAAGGUGCGGGUGAUCGAGAAGGACAUCUCCGUCCAGGCCAUCUCCUGCCACAGCCCUCCCGUCAGCAAAACCCUGUCUUCUUCUGACACAGAACUGCUGGUGCUGAACGGCUCGGACCCCGUGGCCGAGGUCGCCAUCCGGCAGCUCAGCGAGUCCUCGAAGCUGAAGCUGAAGUCGCCGCGGAAGCGGAGCACCAUCAUCAUAUCAGGGAUCUCCAAGACCUCUCUCUCUCAGGACAGUGACGCCGCCCUGAUGCUGGACUACGCGGCCUCCAUGGACAGCAGCUGCCGGGAGGACACCCCGUCCCCGCCGGGGGCAGCCCUGGCCUCUGCCCCACCCGCGGAGGAGGCAGAGGUGGAGGAGGAGGAGGAGGAGGAGGAGGAGGCAGCGGCCUCGGCCCAGGCCGCACUGGCCCCCGAGCCCCAGGACGGGGAGCUGGCCUCCUGGGAGGAGUCGAAGGCCGAGGCGUGGGACGGCCACGCCCCGCGGGACCCCGAGGGGGAUGAGCUGUCGGAGAGUUCCCUGAGCGUCUGGGAGCCAGGGGCCCCCAAAAAGCACAAAGGAGGCCUCCUGCGGAGAGGCGCGAAGCUGUUCUUCCGCCGGCGGCAGCAGCACAAGGAGCCCGGCCUGAGCCAGUCCCACAACGACCUGGUGCUCCUGCAGCCGCCCGAGGGGCCCCGGCGGCGCGGGGCCACGCUCUCCCGGAUCCUCCACCGGAAGCUGCUGUCCCGGCACAGGAGCAAGGUGGCCGUGAACGGCGCCCCCAGCGACCCCGGCCUGUAG